AUGGCAGCCGCAAAGACUGUCUCAGCGAUCUAUCUUGCGUUCCUACUCAUUUCAGUCGUCCCAAUAUUCGCCGACGCUCUGACCGACCACUCGGGCGACCAGUACCACAGCUGGGGUCUCGACUUCUUCGGGGCUGUUCACAUAUUGUUCGUCAAUCCCAUCGUGAACUUCCUUGGCAUUGCCGCCCUGUUCGCUCAGGCUCGCAUCCUCAUGGCGCAGACGCCAGGCUCAGGACUCGGCGCGCUUAGCCUGUACGGCGCCAUCUUCACAGCGGAGACAUCUCUGGGCCGUCUGGUAGCGAGACUGAGCCAUUGCUGGGAAAUUGAACAAUUUGAAGUCUGUUGA
Molecule: messenger RNA, 345 nt
Organism: Parathielavia appendiculata
Lineage: Eukaryota; Fungi; Ascomycota; Sordariomycetes; Sordariales; Chaetomiaceae
Exons: 2
Coding region: 1-345 (114 amino acids)
Source: RefSeq, a predicted model, not a curated record